ACGACAGUCCACAGUCAUGUGAAUUAACUUCUCUUUUCGGACUUUUUUUGUUCUUUUGUCAAAGAUUGUAUUCUUCGGGAAACAAUAUGAAUGAUUGUCAACGGAAUACAAGUAGCAGCUGGAAGGCAUAUCCAACCACAGGCUCAGAAAUGCAAAUUAUAUCCAAUGGGCAGUGUCUGUUUACCUUAAGCACAGACCCUCAGAAAGAACAACAGUGUAUGCGUGAACYGUCAAAUAUGGAUUCAGAAGAUAGAGCCAUGUCAGUGGAAGUAGAUUUACAUCAGGAGAAGACAACAGACUAUGACGAUGGAWAUGAUCCAGGCAAAGACAAUGAGCCAAACCAAGACAAWAGACAAGUUGCUGAAUGUGUUAUAUGUAUAAAGUGCAAUGAAUGGUUUGAGUCUAUCAACCACUUAAAGGAUCACGAAAGAAUACAACACAAAGUUCAAAGACCAUAUAUGUGUACACAUUGUGGUGAAGAAUUUGGACAUAAUAUUAGUUUAAAGGUUCACCUAGAAACACAUAAAAAGGAUGAUGAAAAUAACAUAGAAACAGAAUACAAACAAGUGCAGCAAGGAAGGAAACYGCAUGAAUGUGCAUACUGUCGUAAAACAUUUGCACGCAAAAAYGAUUUAAAACUUCACCAAAAAGCACAUAAGUUCAUGGAAAAGAGAAAUAGRAAAGGUCCAAAACCUUUCAAUUGUGAAUAUUGUGGUAAAGGAUAUGCAUACAAGAGCAGUCUGAAAACUCACCAAAAAGAACAUGAAAAKGCAAAUGAGCAAAUCAGAAAAACAAAAGAAGUAGUACAGCACUGGGGAGAAAGGAAUUAUAAAUGUCAAYAUUGUGGUAAAGUAUUUGUACACAAGAACAGUUUAGAGGUUCAUCAAAAAAUACAUAAAAAGGCAGAUGAUGACAAAACACAAUCAGAAGGAGAAGUAAAAUCCUUUGAGUGUGCAAGGUGCACACAAACUUUUCAGCAAAAGGACCUAUUACURGACCACCAUCGUCAGGUGCACAUCAGGAAACAAUACACAUGUUCUAUCUGUAAUAAGUCAUUUAUGUUUCAUCAAACACUUAAAGAUCAUCUUCCAACGCACUCUUUACAGUGCACAGUAUGUAAAAGAUUAUUUAUGGAAAAGGGAGUUUUAAAAAGACAUUAUGAAGUUGUUCAUAAAGUAAUGGAUCCAUCUGAGGAUGGAGUAUUAAGUCAACAACAUGCCAACAACAACUUG
This is a messenger RNA of Exaiptasia diaphana, 1232 nucleotides long. Its product is annotated as zinc finger protein 431. The record is from RefSeq and is a predicted model, not a curated record. Gene Ontology annotation, molecular function: DNA-binding transcription factor activity; RNA polymerase II cis-regulatory region sequence-specific DNA binding. The annotation marks the transcript as partial. The transcript has 3 exons. Gene Ontology annotation, biological process: regulation of transcription by RNA polymerase II. NCBI's taxonomy places the organism in Eukaryota, Metazoa, Cnidaria, Anthozoa, Actiniaria, Aiptasiidae.